GGAACGCCACGUUUGAGAUGGCCCAACCACCGUUCUCUUGGAGAAAAGAACCCGAGAGUCCACCGGCGCUGCCGACAGCGUAGCGUCCACCUUCCGCCUCCAGUCCGCUGCGUAAAAUCCGGCCGUCUAGAUGGCUCUCCGGCGCAUCGCCGGCGCGCCGACGUCUUCCUCCUUCUUCAAGUCCUUCACUACUGUUCUCCCACUGGCAGCGGAGACCGCGUCCGCCUCCCCGUCCUACCUUGCCCACCACCUGCUCGACGAAUUCUCCCGCCCGCGCGCCUCCCGCGACGGGGAGCGCCUCCGCCGCCUCGCCGCCCACCUCACCGCGCCCGCGGUGGAAUCCGUCAUCGCGCGGCUCCCCUCCUGGCGCCACGCGCUCGACUUCUUCCGCUGGGCCGACGAGCAGCCGGGCUUCCGCCACUCCUGCUACUCGUUCAACGCCAUGGCCUCGCUCCUGCGCCGCCGCCAGCCCGCCCACCUCGACCGCCUUGCCGCCGACGCGCUCGCCGCGGGCUGCCCCAUGACGCCCGGCGCGCUGGGGUUCCUCCUCCGCUGCCUCGGCGACGCCGGGCUUCCUGACACUGCCUCUCGUGUCUUUGACAGCGCGAGGGCGCGCCUUAGCUGCACUCCCAACUCAUACACCUUCAACUGCCUUCUUGACGCGCUGGCUAAGGCCGGCCGCGCAGACGACGCGGAGGCAAGGCUCCAGGAGAUGCUGGUGAAAUGCGGGGAUGGAAGUGUCGACAAGUACACCCUCACCUCACUCCUGCAGUGCUACUGCAAUGCAGGCCGUCCAGAUGACGCCAACGACGUGUUCCAAAGGAUGAGCCAGCAUGGGUGGGUGGACGAGCAUGUGCUGACGAUGCUGGCGGUGGCGUUCAGCAAGUGGGGGAAGGUGGACGGGGCGGUUGACCUCGUGGGGAGGAUGGAAGUGUUGGGGAUGAGGCCGAGUGAGAGGACACUUAGCGUGCUGGUCCAUGGGUUUGCAAAACAGCGCAGGAUCGACAAGGCCAUCGAGAUGUUUGACAAGAUGGCCGCUUAUGGUUAUGUUGCCGAUUUGCCAAUGUACGGCGUGUUAAUUGAGGGUCUCUGCAGGCAGAAGCAAAUAGGAAAGGCGGUGAAAAUAUUUGAGGUAAUGAAGAGCAGUGAGGUUGUUCCUGAUGUCCGCUUACUCAAGAAUAUGAUUGAGGCUUUCAUUCAUGAAGGAGAUUUUGACAUUGUUGGCCCGUUUAUCAUUGAAAAUGCUGGGAAGUUGAAACCCAGUGAUGUUACCACACUGUACAAUGUGGUUCUACAAGGUCUUGUUAACCACGGGCAGGUAGAAGCAGCUUAUCAGUUGCUCACCUCAAGGGUACGUGGUGUUCAGGGGAUUAGUGAUGGUUUGACUGUUGGUGCACAUGUGUUCGAUAUUGUGCAGGAUGUGAAGCCAAACUCUGAUUCCUUCAAUAUUGUUGUGUGUGGCCUUUGUAAGGUUAAGAAGCUGGAUGAUGCCUUAGCUCUCGUAAAGGAUAUGGUUGGCUUUGGCAGCAAGGGAAAGCUAUUGAUGUUUAAUGAUUUGAUCCAUGAGUUGUGCAAUUUAGAUAGGUUGGAUGAAGGAUACAAAUUGUUUAACCAAAUGAAGGAUCUUGGUGUGAUUCCUUCGGAGUUCACAUAUAAUUCAUUAUUUUAUGGCAUUUGUAGGAGAAAGGAUCCAAAUGGUGCCUUUGAUUUACUGAGGGAGAUGUGCACCAAUGGACAUAAACCAUGGAUAAAGAACUGCACAGAGAUGGUGCAACAGCUUUGCUUCAGUGGCAGGAUAACAGAAGCUCUUGGCUUUCUAGAGGAAAUGCUCAAAAUGGGUUUUCUUCCUGAUAUCGUGACAUACUCCGCAGCCAUGAAUGGACUGUGUAAAACCGGUGAGGUGGACAAUGCUUUAGGACUCUUCCGUGACAUUUCUGCCAAAUUUUAUCUUCCUGAUGUGGUAGCACAUAAUAUCUUGAUAAACGGGUUCCGUGUAUCAGGUAAAUUGAAUGAGGCGCAAAAAAUUAUGGAAGAGAUGUUGGAGAAGGGUCUGUUUCCUUCUGUUGUUACCUACAAUCUUAUGAUUGAUGUUUGGUGCAAGUCUGGCAAUAUUGAAAAAGCUGUUGAUUGCUUAAAUAAAAUGGUUGAUGAAGAAAAGUCGCCCACAGUAGUUACAUACACAAGCUUGAUAGAUGGAUUCUGCAGUGCUGGAAGACCUGACGAAGCCAUUGUUUUGUGGCACAAAAUGAGUGCUAAAAGUUGUGCUCCAAAUAAGAUAGCAUAUACUGCUUUUGUAAAUGGAUUGGGCAAGUGUGGUCGAGUAGAGACUGCACUGACCUACUAUGAGGAGAUGAUGACGAAAGGUUUUGUGUUAGAUACCUUUUCCUGCUUAUAUUUUAUAAAUGCUUUGAUAUCAAAUGGGAAUACAACUAAAGGAUGUGAACUUUUGAAAGAGGUUCUUCAAAGGGACAUGACACAGGGUGAUGAUUUGAAAAUGGUAGGAUUGAUAAAUAAAGCAGUUGAAGAGUUGUCUAAAGAUGAAAGAACUUCUCCAGAGAUCAGUAUACUUGUAGAGAAAGGUUUAAUUUCAAGGGCUCAAACUAUGGGCAAGAAAGAUGGAAACAACUGACAUUUGUUGCUGGCACGAGUUUUGGAUGAUUUCCUCAAGUCCUUGUCUCUAACCAGGAAGCCCUUUCCUGCUGCUAGCAGAUUGUUCUUGCUUUCUACAUGCCUUUUCCUGCUGCGUGCAACUACUUUCUCAAGGUGUUCCUCAUGGUUGUGCUUCUGAAUUGGAUGGACACCUUUUGGUUCAAAUAUGGUUUAUAGGCCCCAGUAUCCAAGACUUCAAGUCUUGAGUCAAAUACCGUAUGUAAUUGUAGAACUAAAUGUGAUAUGGUGUAUGUGAAGGCUGCGGAAUUUGCUAAGAGAAAUAUGGAAGGAUUGUACUGUGGCUGAUGCUUUAAACUCUGGGCUGGCUUUCCUUUAGAAGAAGGCUUUAUGAUUAAAGUCUCUCACAUUGGGAGGAGAUUAAAAAAUGCCGAGUCUAUGGUGUUGAAUGAUAUUCCUGAUAAGGAUUCUGGGCACCUCUUAUUGUCCUAGGAAUUUGUGGCAAAGCUCGACAUGGCUGUAUGCUUUCUUGCCGGGCGGGUCCAAAUUCUAUAUGAUGUGUAUUGCACCUGUUUGCUGGGGAAUAUGGAAUGUCCGCAAUAAGGUUUACUCAAAAGCGAGGAGCAAGGCGUCUUCAGGACCGGAGUCGAGACAUUGAUGAACAAGGCUACCACUCUUGCGUCUCUCAUGAGCUGACGGAAAAUCUAACGGUCAAAGGCCUUUGACCUGACAGAAAAUAUACGGAAGGGCAUUUCUAUAACCGCACUUAACGAAAGAGGGGCAAAUUUGAGCACACUUCGGAAUUAGAGGCAAAUUUGAGUAGGUGGUUCGAGUUAGGGGCUGAAAUGUAAAUGACCCUUAAUUAUACCUCCAGAGCCGGAUUAGCACCGUUUUGAUGUAAAUUUAAUGAAAUCCGUCAUGUUUAUAUGAAAUCUAGACAUGUUUGAA
Molecule: messenger RNA, 3555 nt
Organism: Triticum aestivum (bread wheat)
Lineage: Eukaryota; Viridiplantae; Streptophyta; Magnoliopsida; Poales; Poaceae
Product: putative pentatricopeptide repeat-containing protein At5g08310, mitochondrial
Exons: 5
Coding region: 131-2629 (832 amino acids)
Molecular function (GO): protein binding
Source: RefSeq, a predicted model, not a curated record